This is a messenger RNA of Symbiodinium sp. CCMP2456, 570 nucleotides long. NCBI's taxonomy places the organism in Eukaryota, Dinophyceae, Suessiales, Symbiodiniaceae. The record is from the annotation of a GenBank genome assembly.
AUGCUCUUCUUGGUGCUUCCUUGCCUUGUGGCAGCCGACCCCCAGUCCCUCCGUGGCUCCGUCGAUGACGUGGCUUGCACUGGCAGCGGGGGCUUGUCUCAGGACGCCCCUUCUUGCUACGGAGGCCAGGUGCUUGUCGAGAGCUUCUCGCUUCACGUCCUGAGCUAUGACGGCUCCACAGGUAUUGUGGACAUGAAAGCCGAGGGUCCCCAGACGGCCGAGUGCGAGGGCGCAGAGUUCCAAAACGAUGACAAUGCCAUUACCAUCGAGAACGAUCAUGGAUGUGGAUUGGCCAACUACGAGUACUCCGUCAGGUAUUGCCCAGACCAGGAUCAUGUCAUUAUCAACCUUGUGAAGCCCUAUGACAUGCGCGUGGUGCUGCAGAGCCAGACAUGCCCCAGCGGAGCCGGAGAGGUUCCUCUUUCAAAGUUCUGGGGUAGAGAGGGGGGCUCAGGGUGUUGUGCUUUGGCAUCGUCAUAUCGUGAUAGCUUUGCCGCUUCUUCGCGCUUAGCUUUCGGGCUACAGAUUGGAAGGAGCGUAGCAACAGCAGGAAGGGCAGCUUUGAUUUGA